Onychostoma macrolepis is the source of this 5844-nucleotide messenger RNA. Its product is annotated as gastrula zinc finger protein XlCGF57.1-like. The coding region runs from base 290 to 1771 and encodes 493 amino acids. The transcript has 6 exons. NCBI's taxonomy places the organism in Eukaryota, Metazoa, Chordata, Actinopteri, Cypriniformes, Cyprinidae. Gene Ontology annotation, molecular function: RNA polymerase II cis-regulatory region sequence-specific DNA binding; DNA-binding transcription factor activity, RNA polymerase II-specific. Gene Ontology annotation, biological process: regulation of transcription by RNA polymerase II; central nervous system development. Gene Ontology annotation, cellular component: nucleus. The record is from RefSeq and is a predicted model, not a curated record.
GCCAGGACUUUUAUUUUGGCGCGGUGAUGUGACGUCAUAAGUACGCGCCGCGCUCCUGCAUCUUUUGGAAACUCGACCGAAGAAAGAUCGGCUCCUCCCACACUGGAAUUCAUCAUCAGUGAAGCUCCUCCCACUCUGGAAUUCAUCAUCAGUGAAGCUCCUCCCACUGCAGUUCAGCAAUAAAUGCUGGAAGAUUCCCAUCAGUUCAGAAGUGAAGACAAGCGUCAGAGCAUCAGGAAGAGCUGAAAUCUGAUCAAAGACUGAGUUUAUUAAAGAGGACAGAGAGAAGAUGAGAGAUCCAGAGCCCUGCAGAAUCAAACACACUGAAGAUACUGAACAACAAACAGAGCUGAUGGAAGAGAGCGAGCAAAGUGAAGUGGAGGAGGAGCAUCAUGUCAAACCUGGAGAAAAACCUUUGGAUCACUCAAAGACUAAAAAGACAUUUUUAAAGAAAAUAAAAGCCAAUAAAUCUAUCACCUGCACUCAGUGUGGAAAGAGCUUCCCAUGCAAAUCAAUUCUUGAGCGUCACAUGAGAGUUCAUACUGGAGAGAAACCGUUCACAUGUGAUCAGUGCGGAAAUCAGUUCAAAGAAAAAGGACAACUUAACAAACACAUGAAAAUUCACACUGGAGAAAAGCCAUUUACAUGUGAUCAGUGCGGGAAGAGUUUCACAUACAAACAAAGUCUUGGGCGUCACAUGAGAGUUCACACCGGAGAGAAACCGUUCACGUGUGACCAAUGUAGAAAGAGCUUUACACGACCAGCACAUCUUAGAAAACACAUGAGGAUCCACACUGGAGAGAAGCCACACAUGUGUGAUCAAUGUGGGAAGAGUUUCAGAAGCAAAUAUAAUCUUAAUAUUCACAUGAGGACCCACACUGAAGUGAAGCCGUUCACAUGUGAUCAGUGUGAGAAGAGUUUCACAUACAAACAUAAUCUUAAUAUUCACAUGAUGACCCACACUGGAGUGAAGCCGUUCAUGUGCAAUCAGUGUGGAAAGAGAUUCUCACACAAAGUUAGUCUUGAGGGUCACAUGAGUGUUCAUACUGGAGUGAAGCUGUUCAUGUGUGACCAAUGUGGAAAGAGCUUCACGCAAUCAGCACACCUUAAACAACACAAGAAAGUUCACACUGGAGAAAAGCCACACACGUGUGAACAGUGUGGGAAGAGUUUCACAUACAAAGAUUAUCUUAAAGAACACAUGAGGAUCCACACCGGAGAGAAGCCGUUCACGUGUGAUCAGUGCGGGAAGAGUUUCACGCAAUCAGCAAGCCUUAAAGUACACAUGAGGAUCCACACCGGAGAGAAGCCGUUCAAGUGUGAUCAGUGCGGGAAGACAUUUAGUCGGUUAUCAAACCUGAAGAAACACCUGACAGUUCAUACAAAGGAGAAGCCACAUUCAUGUUCUGAAUGUGGGAAGAGUUUUUCACAGAUUCAAAGUUUACAUAAACAUCAGAAAACUCACACUGGUGUGAGAGAGUACUUGUGCAUUGAGUGUGGGAAGACUUUUACUACAGCGAGACAGUUAAAACUGCACCAGAGAGUUCACACUGGAGAGAAACCUCACAAGUGUUCACACUGUGACAAGACAUUCAGUCGGUCAGGAUCUCUGAAAGCACAUGAGAAGAUCCACACUGGAGAGAAGCUGCACACGUGUGAUCAGUGCGGAAAGAGUUUCUCUUUUAAAAGUCACCUGAAGAUACAUAUGAAGAUCCAUUCAGUGGAGAAACCACACAGCGAUGUUCACAAGUCUUUAUUGCUGAAGUCUUGAGUGAUUUAAUGGCUUGCUAAAAUCUCAUUAAAAAUCCUCAUGAAUUGAACUAAUUACGAAGCUCGAGACUAAAUAUAUGAUCUUCUAUGAUAUGCUUUGUAAGGUUAAUGUACAUCCAGCCUGUUACUUAGGUUUCUAUCCAUUACAUUAUACAUAACAGUUGAUCUGUAAUGCAAUUCUACGAUAAGAGAUCUACCUGAUCUACCAUGACACAUAAGGAAAUGUGACAGAUAUUACAAAACCAUAUAAAUAAUGUCUUUCUUUAUGAUACAAUUCAGGGGUAUUCAAUUAAAGGGGUCAUAUAAUGCCAUUUUUGUACAAGCUAAUAUGAUUCUUUAGGGUCUAAAUUGAAAGUUUGUAAUAUACUUUAAUUAAAAAUUCUCAUUAGUAUUGUAAGAAAACACUCAUUUUACCUGCUCAAAAACAGCUCUGUUUUCAGCACACCGUUUUAGUGCGUGUGUUUUUAAAUGCUAAUGAGCUCUGCUCGCCCCGCCCCUCUGUUCUGUGGGGCGUUUUUGACACAACAAACGUGGAGUGUUGCCUUGACAACAGUUGAGGGUAUAUUUUGAAGAAUGGCAGCGGGAGUCUCUGAGGAUACUGUGCAACCGUAUCAAUUCGAACCGGAGUCGGACCCGGAACAGGUAACAGAUAACAUAACUUAUUCUGGCAUAAUAUUGAAAAACAUCAAUUAGAGUAUUUAUAGUCUUGGAUCAUAUGCAUUUGCAGGAUGUAAACAGUAUUUUGCAGGUAUUGUGUUACCAUUAAUUUUCAUGCAGUUAUAACUGUUUUUUAUUUAUUUAAAUUUUUUACAUUACUUGAAGCCACAUACAUCGUGAAGCGUGCUAGCGAUUUGCAAAGAUUAAUAUAAAGGUUAAUAUAAAGGUUAAUUAAACGUUACACUCACUUCUUCUGGAGGUUCAGCAGGAACACGAAUAGUUGGUACCGAUUCUUUUUUCAGGUGCAGCUUCUUAGCAAAACCAGCUUUAUACUGACCUUCAUUUAUAAAGCAGUCUGGUGAAAAAUGAGUCGCGCAAACAUGAAAACAUUGACGUUGCUCGUGGGGAAUAUUCCCUUCAAAAUCAAAACUCAGCCACUGUGUCUUCAGCGGUUCGGACUUAGGAACAUCAAAAUGACUGCUGUGUUCAUUAUUGCACCCGAGAACAGAACACCACAAUCACUUAGACGCCAUUCUACUCAUAGACAGCUCCAGCGUAUAUCAACAAUGACGCGCAGACUAUGAUUGACAGCUCGCUCACGAGCAAGGGCGGGUUUGUGUUGAAACACUGCUGUCAAUCAACCAUCGUGGGAGGCGUCCGACCGUGUGGCGUCCUGCGGUCGAACGGCUUGAUUUGAGACAGGGUAAAACAAAUAAGGAGAUUAAAAAAAAAACACUGGAUGGAUUUUUAUCAUUUUAUGAUGGUUGUGUACAGGCACUGCUAACACACAUUUCAGCACAAUCAACUUGUAAAAGUGCAUGUACCAUUAUAUGACCCCCUUUAAGAAUCCUUACAUCAACACUGUUUUUUUUUCAUAUUUUCCUUUGGAUGAGAGUAAACAUUUGAAGAUGCACAGAGAUAAUUCAGCUAAGCAUCUAUCACAAGUGCAUUUAACCCCCUGGGGUCAGAUAGCAAGCACACUCGGGCUGAUUCUGGCUGAAAUGUGACACUGUCGGCUCAGUCUCGGCAUCGGUGAGAAGAUAAUGGGCCAGAGCCACGCUGACUCUACAAAACACUUCUGUCUGACAGACGCAUUUUUCUCUCUGGGCCGAUCUCGGCUGAAAGCUGUUCAGGUCCGCACUCAGUGUAGUUGUGUGUAUCUACCUUCGGCCUGAGUUGGUUUUGUCUCCGGCGGCCGCUGCUAGAAUGAAGGAACUCUGCCGCUGAGAGAAAGAUUUGGAGGUUAAUCCUGAGGAGAUUUCAGCGGGCACAGUUCUCAAGAGGAAUACUUCAGCUGCAAAAAGAGUGGCUGCUAUUGAAGGAGUCGGACUGCGCUGGCGCCAUAAACAUCUGUACGAGUGACUCUCUGAUUCAGUUCACUUAACCAUUCAAAUGAUUAUGUGGGAAGCUCUGACACAGAAAAACAUUAUAGAUAAGUAAGAGAAAGCCAUAAAAUGUAAGUGCAUCAUCUUUUGUUCUUGAAUGGAGGACUAAUCUGUCUGCUGCACAGUUUUUAGAGUGAAUGAAAACUUUUGAAGCAUAUGCCGUAUGAUAUUAAAAUCAUACUUAUUUUACUGUGGUGGGGAUUAUUAUGAGCAAACAAAUUUAAAAGUUUAAUCUGAACACUAUAUAUAUGUAAUGUGACUUUUUUUGUUGUUUUUUACAGAAAUUCUGAGCUGCUGCAUGAACAUUCAUCAAACAUAUAAGGCUGCAAUUUGGAAAAACUUUCAAGCUAAUGCUGCUGCAAUGGAUGUCAAGGGGACUGAAGAGGUGGCUCCAGCUGAUCAAAAGGGUGGACUUCAGGAGGCAGACACACUCUGUUAAAGGUAUUCAGCUGAUCCAGUCGGUCUCCAGACCAGACGGUGGACCUGCACCCAGGAGCGACCACAACACAUCCCUGACUGUCAGCGGAGACCAUGUCAGCUAGAUGACAGAUCCCUGUGAAGACCUCACUGAUGGCCCCAGCACAGAUCCUCAGCAAAGACUACGAGAACCAGACAAGCCCUCUACGCAGACCCUUUUUACCAGCUUCACCUGCUAGCGUGAUGUUUCUUCAUGCAGAAGAAGUUGGAUGAAAUAUUCUGAAUGAUAUCAAUCCACAAUCUGACUUGUGAUUCAGCCUGGAAUAAUCACACCACAUUCAUUAAUUUGGCCAGACGAGACUGUUUCCUGACUGAGUCUGGUCUUGUUUGGGUUCCUUGUCACUGUUGCCUUUUGUCUUGCUUAGUUGAAGACACCUAAUAUUCAGCAAUAUUAUUGACACUGACACCAUUUGAUAAGAACUGAACUGAAUUAUGACACAAUGUUUUAUAUAUGAAGAGUUUUUGCAAAAACAGAUAACUCAGUUUUUAAAAAUGUUCAAAAAUCAUGUUUUUUGUUAUCAUGUUUUUAUUGUUUUAUUGUGUUAGUUAGCUAGUGUUUGUUAGUUGUUGUUUUUUUACCUAAUCAAAAUAACCCAACUGCAGUUUGAUUGAGAUUAAUUGGAAUGCACAGUGAAAAAACAUGAUUUUUUUAAAUUGUUAAAAAUGGAGUUUUGUUUUUGCAAAUGAACUCUUCAUAUAUAUAUAAUAUACAGUAAAUAUAAUUUACUUGUUACUUUGUGGUUUAAAAAGUGUGUUAAUGUUUAUACUGUAGUGCAUUUGUUCAUUGUUAAAAACAUCUAGUGAAACCAGCUCCUUAAGCUGUAAUUUAAUUAGCAAAUUAUUCCAGGCAAAGGGAGCAGCAAAUUUAAAUGACUUUUUCCCUAAUUCAGUAGGUACCACUGGAACAGACGAUAAGAAAAAUUCCUGGGACCGAAGGCUAUAGCUACGAACAGAUUUUUUUACAGAUGUAGGUAUUAGGAUAUGAAGGAAGUAAACCCAGAUAGAUUAAUAAAUAAAAACAUGCCAGUGUUUUAACCUACGGAUUGACAAUGCAGACCAUCCAACCCGGGCAGAUUUGUUAAAAACCUCAGUGCACCAUGAUAAACGGUGUCUAUAGCAUGUAAACUCUGAGAAGAUGCACGUAUGUACAGUAUAUAACAUCACCAUAGUCCAGUACAGACAUAAAAGUGGCAGCAACAAGCUUUGUUUUUGCCUCAAAAGAAAGGAUUUAUUUCUAAAAUAGAAGCCCAAGUUCACUUUCAAUCUUCUCACCAGUUGCUGGACACGAGGGCCAAAGGAGAGAGCAGCAUCAGUUAAAAUUCUAAGGGUCUAAGGUACAACAUCAGUGUCAAUCAACAAUCGUGGGCGUGGCCUGGGUCUGUGUGAUGUCACACAGACAAGAAGCUGAGAACGACUUGAUUUGAGAAAGCGGUAAUGAUUUUAGGAGAUUAAAAAAACACUGGGUGGAUUUUUAUCAUUAUUGGGUUGUUGUGUACACACACUGCCAACACACAUUUAUGUUCAAACAACAUGUAAAAGUGCAUUUUGCAUCUGA